Prosopis cineraria is the source of this 966-nucleotide messenger RNA. RefSeq names its product TATA-box-binding protein-like. NCBI's taxonomy places the organism in Eukaryota, Viridiplantae, Streptophyta, Magnoliopsida, Fabales, Fabaceae. The transcript has 9 exons. The coding region runs from base 1 to 966 and encodes 321 amino acids. Gene Ontology annotation, biological process: DNA-templated transcription initiation. Gene Ontology annotation, molecular function: DNA binding; RNA polymerase II general transcription initiation factor activity. The record is from RefSeq and is a predicted model, not a curated record.
AUGGAACAAAAAGGAACCAUUGAUUUAGACAUUAAUGUUCUUCAAGAGAGAAAGUACUUCAUAAUGGUUGCUUCUUCAUACCAGCAAGCAUUUAAUGUUCUUCAAGAGAGAAAGUACUUCACAAUGGUAGCUUCUUCAUACCAGCAAACAUCAACAAUGCUUGGAAAUGGAAGUUAUUGCAGGUACAAAACCUUGGCGGACUCGAAGCUUUUAAAUCCAUGCAUGGAGAAUGGAAGCAAGGAAGGAAAGAGAAUAUCAAUAAUAUCAAAUAGCCUGUAUCAUAGCUGGAAGAAUAUACAAAAACAUACUCGGAAACAUUUGCGAGAGCAUCUUGAGCAGACAAUAAUGGCGAAUGAAAGUGACAGUGGUGGCUUCGCAACUAGGCAAGGAGUCCGAUCGUUGGAUCUCAAUCGAUGUGCAAUCGUCCCCGUUAUUGAGAAUAUUGUGGCGACAUUCGUCUUGGACUGUGAGUUGGAUCUGAAGAAAAUUGCUCAGCAUGCUCGCAAUGCUGAAUUCAAUCCCAAGCGUUUUUCUGCUGCCAUUAUGAGAAUAAGAAAACCGAAAACCACAGCUUUGAUCUUUUCUUCGGGGAAGGUGGUCUGCACUGGUGCGAAAAGUGAAGCAGACUCAAAACUUGCUGCGAGAAAGUUUGCUCGAAUUAUCCAAAGGCUUGGGUUUGAAGUCAAGUUCAGGGAUUUCAAAAUUCAGAAUAUGGUCGGCUCCUGUGACGUUAACUUCCCCAUCAGACUUGAAAGUCUCGCAUGUUCACACGCUGCCUUUUCAAGUUACGAACCGGAGCUUUUUCCAGGUCUAAUAUAUCGCAUGAAACAUCCCAAGAUUGUACUCCUCGUAUUUGUGUCCGGGAAAGUUGUGCUUACGGGAGCCCAGGAGAGAGAUGAUACAUACAAAGCCUUCGACAGUAUAUAUCCCGUCCUUGCAGGGUUCAGGAAGAUUUUUAGGAAUUAA